CAAAGCGGUUGCCCUGGGCGACGGGAGUCCCCAGGAAUUUUGCGGCAGGUGCAGCCCUCGCCUGUCAAUCAUCGGAGGGGCUCCGGGAGGCGGCGGGCAGCGGGCGGAUUGCGGUGCGGAAAUGGCCGAGGUUCACAACCUACAGGAGCUGCGUCCAAGUGCUUCACUGGCCACCAAGGUCUUCAUCCAGCGAGACUAUACUGACGGGAUUCUCUGCCAGUUCCAGUCCAAGUUCCCCCCGGAGCUGGAGAGCCGGGUGGAAAGGCAUUAUUUUGAGGAAACAGUGAAGACCUUGAACAGUUACUACGCUGAAGCGGAGAAAAUUGGAGGGACAUCCUACUUUGAAGGGUGCCUGGCCUGUGUCACUGCCUACGUCAUCUUUAUAUGUAUGGAGACGCGUUAUGAGAAGGUUCUGAAGAAGAUCUCUAAAUACAUUCAGGAACAAAACGAGAAGAUCUACGCGCCCCGAGGGCUGUUGAUCACGGACCCCAUCGAGCGAGGACUACGGGUUAUCGAGAUCGCGAUCUACGAGGACCGGUGCAGCAGCGGGAGCAGCACCGGCAGCAGUAGCAGCAGCAGCUGCAGUGGGCAGUGAAGCCGGGGGGUGCCCACGCACCAGCGGGAGCCCAGUCCUGCCAUGCUCCUGAGGAAACGAACCGUCCCUUUUCGCCAAGUAUUCCGGACCAUUCCUGCGGGGCGAGGGUUUGACAGGGAACGGGAGGGGUGGGGGGAAUGAGGGGAAGGUAUUGCUAUACCCCUAUGCCGUUGCACUUCGCCGAAGCCCAGGAAGAGAUGUUCAUCUCCGACGGUAAUUCAUGGCGGGGACUGCGGGCAGGACACGCCUUUCACCAGGUGGAACAUUGCACAGAGUCUCGUGAGAGCCUGGCUGAACUAGGAGCAAUUUUGAGGUGAUCAGAGUACUGGGACCGGCGAGGGAGGGGUUA
This is a messenger RNA of Hypanus sabinus (Atlantic stingray), 944 nucleotides long. RefSeq names its product golgin subfamily A member 7B-like. Bases 122 to 595 code for a protein of 157 amino acids. The transcript is spliced from 5 exons. Gene Ontology annotation, biological process: peptidyl-L-cysteine S-palmitoylation; protein targeting to membrane. Gene Ontology annotation, cellular component: palmitoyltransferase complex. Lineage: Eukaryota; Metazoa; Chordata; Chondrichthyes; Myliobatiformes; Dasyatidae. The record is from RefSeq and is a predicted model, not a curated record.